AUGACUAAGAGAAUUCCUGUGGAGGAAAAGAUGAAUCGGAAGCCAAUUUCGAGGGCAUGCAGGUUUUGUCAUAUAAAGCACUUGCAAUGCGAUGUUGGCAGACCAUGCCAGAAUUGUGUGAAGAGGAACUUUGGAGACUCGUGCCGGGAUAAUGUGCGAAAGCCCAGGAAGGUGAAUAGCAAAGCUCGCGACAGUUUCGCAGUGUGCAAGAGUAGGUCACACGAUACGUACAGUACGACUGAAACUGUCAAGCUUGAGUCACUAGCUAGGGCGCAAUCGGAGGGGCUGAUACAGGAGCCGAUCCUAACGAAUAUCAGUAAUAUUUCUAAUCUUAGCAGUGAGCCGGAAGGGCAUAAGAAGGUUUUAUCGCCUCGUGAAACGCCUCUGUAUGAGGCGGAUCUCACCCAGCUUGACAAUUGUUGGGCCAUGAGUGAUUAUGCGAAAUUGAAUGAGAUCCUGGGCAUGUCCUGCUCAUCUGAUGAAGAUUUGGGAUCCGCUAAGAGUCCCGGGGAGUUUAAUAAGAUCACAGGGCCGAUCGAGAUCCCUCAGCCGGUGAAACCGUCCGAUUUGCUGGAAGACCAUGGCGAUGGGAAGAAGUUGGACAGCGGAAGCCAUCUGACUAGUGAGAUGACGCCCCUUUCGAUUGCACCUUCACAGCAGUCGACCAGUAAUGACCUGAAGCCGCCAAGCCUGGGCUGCCUCAGUCCCUACACAUUCAGAAAAAUAAUCAAAACUCCGGAGGACCUGUACAAUUACCAAGAAAACAUAGUGCCGCACGACUACCGGCAGGCUUACCGGGAAUUGCUAGACCUGCUACGACUAAGGUUCCUAGAGAAUGAGCAUGAAGACAGUAAACUGGGCCAAAAAAAGUUACAAAUGAUCGCCUACUCCAUAAAGCAAUAUUACACUCCAAUAUUUGUAACACUAUCUUCGAACCUAGUGGAAAGCGACCUGCGGAUGCAGGAAAUAGCACUACAGCGCAGUUUGCUAGAGUAUGAGGACAUGGCUAAAAUGCUAAACAGUGUUCCAAUAUGCAUUUGGAGAAGAUCUGGGGAAUUGUGCUAUGUGAGCAACGGAUUUACGUCUUUGACGGGCUUUUCCCAAAAGGAAAUGUUAUCGCGAAGGAGGUUUAUAGUGGAAUACUUCGACGAUGACAGCAUAGUCGAGUACUUCAGGAUAUUUAAUGAGCAUUUGGCGUUCUCCACAAAGGAAACACCGAGAACUAUUUCAGGAGGCCAAUCGGUAUUCAGUAACUGUAACCUUGUAUUACCAAACGGAUCGUAUAUGAAAUGUGCAUGUAUUUGGACCAUUAAACGUGACACGUUCAAUCUUCCAAUGCUAAUUACAGGGCAGUUCCUGCCAAUUCUUGACGACCAGAGUUAA
Molecule: messenger RNA, 1383 nt
Organism: Eremothecium sinecaudum
Lineage: Eukaryota; Fungi; Ascomycota; Saccharomycetes; Saccharomycetales; Saccharomycetaceae
Gene: GSM1
Product: Gsm1p
Exons: 1
Coding region: 1-1383 (460 amino acids)
Biological process (GO): cellular response to starvation; regulation of DNA-templated transcription
Cellular component (GO): nucleus
Molecular function (GO): RNA polymerase II transcription regulatory region sequence-specific DNA binding; zinc ion binding; DNA-binding transcription factor activity, RNA polymerase II-specific
Source: RefSeq, a predicted model, not a curated record